Molecule: messenger RNA, 957 nt
Organism: Rotaria sp. Silwood2
Lineage: Eukaryota; Metazoa; Rotifera; Eurotatoria; Philodinida; Philodinidae
Source: the annotation of a GenBank genome assembly
AUGACGAGUAAUAGCAGCAACGAUUCAAUUUCAACUAAUGGCAAUUCUUCGGAUAUACCUGAUUUUUCAAGAAGUUCCGUACCUGAUUACAUCCAACUACCACUUUUUUUAUUGACCAUUAUUCUUGCAUGUUUAUAUACAAUUCUCAUACUCAUUCGACGAACAUUUCGUAGCAAUAAACUCAAUUGGUUUACCAUCAAUGUAUGUGUCAUGAGUGCAUUACUUAGUCUUAUUAUGUUAAUGAUGACUACCAAACGAUUACUGAAUGUAUCAAGUAGUCUCCCGUGUCGUGUUGAAGGAUUUUUCCUAGAUAUGGGUGCAUGUCAAUUAAUGUAUUCACAUUGUGUGGUUGCUGUCAGUCGAUUCCUCACAAUUGUUUAUGCAAAUAAACAUAUUUUUCGUUCAACUCUGUGUUUAUGGAGUUGUAUGGGUAUUGGUUGGCUUAUUUCAAUCCUUAUUGCUAUACCUUAUCUCUUACUAGAUGGUUUCGCAUGUUCAAAUUCGACAGAAGGAACUUUCUUGUCCUACUACACUCUCAUUGGUACUCUUGUCUUGCCAGCUAUAAUUGUUGGCAUAUGUAAUGGUCGUAUUUUACACUACGUGCGUAAUUCCAGUCGUCAAGUACAUGUGGAAGGCAAUCGUAGUAGAGUAUCACAUGCACGAGAUGUUCGUUUGAUUAAGAUAAUGAUUGGUACUUUUAUCACUUUCUUCACAGGAUGGGCUCCUGUUUUUUUAACGCAACUAUUUGGCAAGAAUAAUGUUAUUCCUUCAAUUCUUGAAAUAUUUUUUCAGAUACUCCCAUCACUCACUGUACUGUUUGACGUUAUUUUCUUGAUAUAUACCAAUCAACCAGUGCGUCUUUUUCUUAAACAAGUAUUUGUUCGACAUCCUCAACAUUUACAAGAUAAACUUGUUCGAGCCGUACCUCAAAAUAUUUAUAAUAUUCAGAAUCAUUAA